CGGAGCCGCGGCUGAAUAGCAUCCAGCGCUGCGCCGUCGUCAGCCAUGUUGUUGGUGUGAUUCUACGGGCGGCUCUUUAGCAGCAACAGGUCCGGCACAUAAUAAAGGCGUUUUCCGUGGUUUGUCAAGGUUACACGCUGUUAAGAAGAGGGGGAGCUUUCUUCGUGGUGGGAAUGUCCAUCAUCUGCUGCCAGGAUUAAAGGAGGGGAGCUCAAAUGACUGUUUUUUUUCUCUUUCUACAAACAAUGACUGCAAGUUAGCCAGCUGAGAAGAUUGGGGCAGCCCACCCAGGCCAGCCCACCCCUCCCCACUCAUAGCCAUGAAUGGUGGCCAGAGCAUUUGGGCCAUCACUAAGAAAGAGAGGGAGAAUCAUGACAAACAGUUUGACUCGCUCUCCCCCACCAUGGGCUAUGUUUCAGGAGACCAGGCGCGCCAGUUCUUCGUGCAGUCGGGCCUCCCGUCCUCCAUUCUGGCCGAAAUAUGGUCGCUGGCCGACAUCGGCAAGGAUGGGAAGAUGGACCGACUGGAAUUCUCCAUCGCCAUGAAGCUGAUCAAGAUGAAGCUGCAGGGGGAGUGCCUUCCCUCGGCGCUGCCCAUUAUCAUGAAGACUUCAGUGCCCUCCCCUGCCAUGCCCACAACGCACCACGGAACAGGCUCCAUGCCAAACUUGACCGUCAUGCCUGCCAUGCCCAUGAUGACACCCAUGCCCAUGAUGACACCCAUGCCCAUGGCCUCCAUGAGCCCGAUGCCACCGCUGAUGCCCUUAGGCCUGACGUCUGGCUUCGCCCCCAGACCGCCCUCCAUCUUGUCCAUGCCUCUCAUUCCCACAGUUGGCACACCGACUCUGGCUAAUGGCACCAGUGGCUUCCUUCAGCCCAUCCCAGCCAACGGUCAGAUUGCGCCCCUAGCGAAUCUUCCCCUUUCCAGCUCUUUCACGUCCAGCCCGUUGAGUUUUGCCAGCCCCCCAGUGACCAAGUCGAACUCCCUUCUGGACCUUGGGUCAAGCAGCUCCAACUCCUCCUCCACCACCUCCCUAACAAGCAACUCCCCCAAGACGGGCACCUCCGACUGGGCGGUGCCACAGGCCUCGCGGCUGAAGUACCGGCAGCAGUUCAACAGCUUGGACAAGCAGAUGAUUAACUACCUCUCAGGUGUGCAGGUCAGGAACGUUCUGGCCUCAUCCCAGCUCACUCAGACUCAGCUAGCCACUGUUUGGAACCUGGCAGAUGUGGACAAGGACGGCCAGCUGACAGGGGAGGAGUUCAUCCUGGCUAUGCACCUGGUGGACAUGGCGAAGGCUGGACAGCCGCUGCCGCUCACGCUUCCCGGGGACCUGGUGCCCCCCUCCGUCAGAACGGGGAAGCAGGGGGAAUUGCUUCCUUUGAAUCGCACCAUCGUCCCUGAAGAAAUUCAAGUUGAACCACCCCAGAAGACAAAGAGUAAUGUUUCGUUCGAGGACAAGCUAAAGGAGAACUUCCAGCGGGGAAACGCUGAGCUGGAGAGGCGGCGGCAGGUCUUACAGGAGCAGGAGCGGCGCGAGCAAGAGAGGCGGGCCCAGAAGGCCCGGGAGGAGCUGGAGCGGCGUGAGCAGGAGGCGCGGGAGCAGGAGAGGAGGCGGCAACAGGAGCAGGAGCGGCGGCUGGAGAGGCAACGCGAGCUGGAACGGCAGAAGGAGGAAGAGCGCUUAAAGGAGCUAGAGCGCAAGGAGGCUGCUAAGCAGGAGCUGGAGCGUCAGAGGAAGAUGGAGUGGGAGCGGAGGAGGCGACAGGAGCUGCUGAAUCAGAGGAACCAAGAACAAGAGGACAUCAUCAAGCUUAAGGCCAAGAAGAGGAGCUUGGAGCUGGAGCUGGAGGCUGUGAGAGACAAGCACAAGCAGAUCUCUGACCGACUCAGGGACGUCCAGAGCAAGAGGAGCAUCCAGAAGGGAGAGCUGGAACUGAUCAGUCAGAAGCAGGACAGCUGCCUGCUAGAGGUCAACGCCCUGCAGCGGCAGCUUGAGGAGGGGCAGAGGAAACAUUCUCAGCUGAUUGUGGAGCAGCAGAGAUGCAAGGAGAUCCUAUGCAACAUGGGGCUGAACAGCAGGUCUGGUCCGACACUUUCCUCCGUAAAGAGGGGCGUGACUGAGAAGGACAUCGUCUGUCGGAAACUCAAGGAGCAGCUGGAUGUGCUGGAGAAGGAUACCGUGGCAAAACUGUCGGAGAUGGACCAGUACAACGUGGACAUCAAGGAGCUCCGGGAGAGCCAGACCAAGCAGCAGCAGGUCCUGGACAGACUGCGGCAGGUCAAGGCCGACAAGCUAUGUGACCUGCAGCGGAGGCGAGAACUGGAGUUGGAGAGGAGGAAGAGAGAGGAGGAGGAGGUGGUCAGGCAAGCCAAGCUGGAGAAAGAGCGGCAGUGGCGUGUGAAGUUGGAGCGGGAGGAGGAGGAGCGGCGGAGGAGGAUCCAGGAGGAGCGGGAGGCCAAGCUGAAGGAGGAGGAAGAACGUGAGCGUGAACUCCGGGCCAAACUGCGCGCCGCUCAGGAGCAGGCUGAGCGGAACCGCCGGGCCGCUGAGGAGGAGGAGAGGAGGAGGCAGGAGGAAGCCCAGAAGAGGGAGGAGGAGAAGAGGAUAGAGGAGGAGAGGCGGCGAGAGGAACAUAAAAGGGCGGAGGAGGAGAGGAGGCAGAAGGAAGAGGAGAGGAGGCGGCAAGAGGAGGAGCGGAGAAAGGUGGAGGCAGAGAGAAGGAAGCUAGAGCUGGAGAGGAAAAGACUGGAAGAAGAGAAAAAGAGAUUUGAGGAAGAGAGGAGGAGGCAGGAGGAAGAGAGGAGGAGGCAGGAGGAAGAGAACAGAAGGAAGAAGGAGGAGGAGCAGGAGCUGGAGAGGAAGAGGGAGAGGGAGGAGGAGGAGAGAAGACGUCAGCGGGCUCAGAUAGCUGCUGUCAGGGAUGCAGAGGAGCGGAGGAGACAGGAAGAGGAGCGGAGGAGACAGGAAGAGGAGCGGAGGAGACAGGAGGAGGAGCGGAGGAGGCUGGAAGAGGAGAAGAAGAGACAGGAAGAGGAGAGACGGCGAGAGGAGGACAGGAGGAGAAAGCAACAGGAGGAGGAGGCCGUGGCCAGACAGCGGGAGGAAGAGGCCCGGCAGCAAAAGCAGCAGCAGCAGCAGCAGCAACAGCAGCAGCACAAUUUAGGCAAGACAGACAUUCAUGAGAAGCUGUCGGCCCUGAUCAGGGGCCUAGAGGAGCGAAAAGGGAAUUUGAGACCCGUCAGGUCAACACACAGGAAAUCGGCCUCCCUGACAACCUACAGAGCCCUGUACCCCUUCACAGCACGGAACGCGGACGAGCUCACCUUUGACACGGACAGCUUGAUUGAGGUGGACGAGAAGACGGAAGGCGAGCAGGGCUGGCUGUAUGGCAGCUACCAGGGCAAGAUGGGCUGGUUCCCCGAGAGCUACGUCGAGAAGCACAGCCAACCGGAAUCUGCGGCCAGCACCAAGCAGGCUCUGAUGCACACAACUGCAUCUACCUCAGUCUCUGCAAGCAAGGCGGAGGCUAAUUCCAGUACCUUCCCAGCAGGACAGAGCACUCCUGGGGGGGCAGGGCAGAACUCUGCCUUCACUCCCACCCACCCUCCAGGCUCUGCCUCUAUGGAGUAUGGACAGGUGGCAAGUGGCCUCCAGGUGCAAGCGCUGUGCUCCUGGACGGCCAAGACGGACAACCACCUGAACUUCUCCAAGGAUGACAUCAUCACGGUGCUGGAGCAGCAGGAAAACUGGUGGCUGGGGGAGCUGAAUGGGGUGCAGGGCUGGUUCCCCAAGACUUACGUCACACCAGUGAGCCGGAAUGAACCCCUAUAUUCUUCUGUGGAUGAGUUCAAUAACCCUGACAAUACUCUACAAGAAGAGUAUGUAGCCUUAUAUACCUAUGAAAGCCCAGAGUCAGGAGACCUCACUUUCAACGAAGGAGACACCGUCGUUGUGACGGAAAGAGAAGGGGACUGGUGGAAAGGGUACAUCGGAGACAGGAGUGGAGUCUUCCCCUCCAACUACGUAACGCCAAAGGAAUCUGAAACAUAUAGCACCACUGGAAAGUCAGGUGGAGUCGGCAAAAAGCCAGAGGUUGCCCAAGUGACGACUGCGUACACGGCCACCGGAGCGGAGCAGCUGAGCCUGGCCCCGGGACAGCUUAUCCUCAUCCAGGGCAAGAACCCAUCUGGGUGGUGGCAAGGGGUUCUGCAGGCUAGGGGUAAAAAACGCCAGAACGGAUGGUUCCCCGCCUCCCACGUCAAGCUCUUGGGCCCCACCAGUGGGAAGUCCACACCAGCUCCAGUUCCAAUUUGCCAGGUCAUCACCAUGUACGACUACAAGGCGGGCAACGAGGAUGAGAUGAGCUUCUCCAAAAGUCAACUGAUCAAUGUGCUGAACAAGGACGAUGCUGAUUGGUGGAAAGGGGAGCUGAAUGGCGUCGUCGGCUUGUUCCCCACCAAUUACGUCAAGAUGACCACGGAGUCCGAUCCCAGUCAACAAUGGUGUGCUGACCUGACCAGCCUGGACACCAUGAGUCCGCAGGAGAGGAAGCGACAGGGUUACAUCCACGAGCUCAUUGAGACGGAGGAGCGAUACAUGGCUGACCUUCAGCUGGUCCUGGAGGUGUUUUACAAGCCCAUGUCUGAGUCGGGACGCCUGACAGAUGUUGAAAUGGCCAUGAUCUUCGUCAACUGGAAGGACCUGAUUAUGUCCAACACCAAACUUCACAAGGCACUGAGGGUGAGGAAGAAAACGGGUGGCGAGAAGAUGCCGGUGCAGAUGAUUGGGGACAUCCUGGCCUCGGAGCUCUCGCACAUGCAGGCCUACAUCCGCUUCUGCAGCUGCCAGCUUAACGGUGCAGCCCUGCUGCAACAAAAGACUGACAAGGAACCCGAGUUCAAGGACUUCCUCAAGAAAAUCGCUACAGAUCACCGGUGUAAAGGUAUGCCACUGUCCAGCUUCCUGCUGAAGCCUAUGCAGAGAAUCACCCGCUAUCCACUCAUCAUAAAGAACAUUCUCGAGAACACUCCAGAGAAUCACUUGGACCAUGGACACUUGCGGGAGGCUCUGGACAGGGCCGAGGAGCUCUGUCUGCAGGUCAACGAGGGGGUCCGGGAGAAGGAGAACUCCGACAGGUUAGAGUGGAUUCAGAGCCAUGUCCAGUGUGAAGGCAUCACUGAGAACUUGAUAUUCAACUCCUUGACCAACUGCCUGGGUCCCCGAAAGCUGCUACACAGCGGCAAGGUCUAUAAAACUAAGAGCAACAAGGAGUUAUACACCUUCCUCUUCAAUGACUUCCUGCUGCUCACCCAAGCAGUGAAGCAGUUCACCUCAUCAGGGACGGAUAAGCUCUUCAGUCCCAAGUGCAACAUGCAGUUCAAGAUGUACAAGAACCCCGUGUUUCUAAAUGAAGUUCUGGUGAAGAUGCCCUCCGAUCCGUCUAGCGAUGAGCCAAUCUUCCACAUCUCCCACAUCGACCGUGUUUAUACUCUCAGGACAGAGAACAUCAAUGAGAGGACUGCCUGGGCGCAGAAAAUCAAAGCUGCUUCAGAACAUUUCAUAGAGACUGAGAAGAAGAAGCGAGAGAAAGCUUACCAAGCUCGUUCCCUGAAAACCAGUGGCAUUGGCCGCCUGCUGGUCACUAUUUUGGAGGCCACAGAGCUCAAGCCCUGCAAGCCCAAUGGAAAGAGUAAUCCAUAUUGCGAGGUGACCAUGGGGGCACAGUGUUUCACCUCCCGGACAAUAAAUGACACAAUCAACCCCAAGUGGAACUUCAACUGUCAGUUCUUCAUUAAGGACCUGUACCAGGAUGUUCUAUGUGUCACCAUCUUCGAGAGGGACCAGUUCUCUCCCGAUGACUUCCUGGGCCGCACUGAAGUUCCUGUGGCCACCAUCAAGAAGGAGCUGGAAAACAAGGGAGCAGCGACAAGGCGCCUGCUGCUGCACGAGGUGCCGACAGGCGAGGUGUGGGUGCGCCUGGACCUGCAGCUGUUCGACCAAAAAUCUGUCAAAUGAGGCGACGCGGAUUGGUGCCAUGCCAUACGCCCCCCGACCCGCCCCCGCCUC
This is a messenger RNA of Brienomyrus brachyistius, 6070 nucleotides long. Its product is annotated as intersectin-2-like. The transcript has 39 exons. The record is from RefSeq and is a predicted model, not a curated record. Lineage: Eukaryota; Metazoa; Chordata; Actinopteri; Osteoglossiformes; Mormyridae. Gene Ontology annotation, molecular function: protein binding; guanyl-nucleotide exchange factor activity; calcium ion binding. Gene Ontology annotation, biological process: positive regulation of Rho protein signal transduction; intracellular signal transduction. The coding region runs from base 320 to 6019 and encodes 1899 amino acids.